Lytechinus pictus (painted urchin) is the source of this 5167-nucleotide messenger RNA. RefSeq lists its product as uncharacterized. The coding region runs from base 43 to 2358 and encodes 771 amino acids. The record is from RefSeq and is a predicted model, not a curated record. The transcript has 14 exons. Gene Ontology annotation, cellular component: cell surface. NCBI's taxonomy places the organism in Eukaryota, Metazoa, Echinodermata, Echinoidea, Temnopleuroida, Toxopneustidae.
GAGGCUGCGGACUAUCCGAGUAGCCUGGACAGGAGCUGGGUUAUGGGAGAAAAUACCAAGAUCAUCUCACCUCCAAAUGGACGUCUAGACUUCGAUCUACUAUGGGACUCGUGUUGCUGGGUACAUAGUCUGCAGAACUACGCCCCACCAAAGAGCUGGGACUUCGUCAUGUCUGUAAACCUCACGGUACGGAACGACACUGGAGCCAUAAACCACGCCCCUAUCACCACUGGUCUACCUGUACAGAGGAUCAAUAAGGGGUGCACAAGGGCAGUUCUUAAUAUACCAACUUAUGAUGCAGAUGGUGAUGAUGUAGAAUGUCGCUGGGUCGACGGCACCAGAGACGUGUCCGAGUGCAGGAGUAAUUGUGAUGCCUGGCCACGUUCACAGUGGGUUCUUCAGAAUCGGCCACAAGGAUGUCGCCUCAUCCUCCCACGACUUCGCACCAUGGAUGCAGGAUGGUAUGCAGUGGCCAUCAUGAUCGAGGACUCCUCGAACGGCGUCGUCCACAGCAAGGUCCCUUUCCAGUUCAUGCUGGAGGUCACCGGUGAUAUGACCUGUUCGAAGCCCAUCAUCAUCGGGCCGUUGGCGGAUUCCUGCUGGAUCCUUAGGGUGGGACAGACGUUUCGAUUCAACGUAACCGCACAGACCCCGACGAACGAAACGAGCAUCCGACAGAUUGCCACGACCAGUGUGCGAGGAAUGCAGAAGAGCCCUCUACGACGGAUUCCAACAAACCCUCUAAUGGCUUAUGUAACAAUGUCUUGGACACCCACUGAUGAAGACAGAGGCGUGGCUCUAUUCUGCUUCCAACCAGAGGAUAAUAAUGGAUUGCAAGGAAAUCAAAGGUGUAUUGACAUUUCUGUAGGAGAUGAGCGUGCUCCGGUGCCUAGUCCUUUGUUCUCCUUCCCUGCCGCCGGUUUUCCUGUUCGUCCAGAAGGGACAGCUUUUGAGAUAGUCUUUGACGAUCUGAUAACCCGCCCUCAACAUACAACCGAGAUUCAAAUCCUUCGAGCCGACGACAAAUCCUUGGUCCAUGAGGUCAAGGUCGAACCCCAACCGGGCGACAAUCUCAUCUAUGACUACGACGCCAUCUUGUUUAGCAUUCCUUAUGGUCUUCUGGUCGAAGGCACCAACUACACUCUUAGCCUGCCGGAAGGUCUGGCGAGGGGGUACAGCAGCUGCGAGCCCUGGUCCAAGGCGGCCUCGUGGGAUUUCUACGUAGGAUCAGAUUUGAGAGGAACUACCCGACCUCCAAGCGAGCGUUUCCUUCCACGUCCGCAGUGCUUUGGGACCUUCAUGCAAAUAUUCAUCCCGAAGACAAUCGUUCCGUUUGAGGACCCGAACAACAUGCACUUCAACGAGCCAACGUGUGUUGGGCGGGAUCAUAACGGCACGCAUUUCGUAAUGGGGACACACUACCAAUAUUGCGGAACGCACAUCGAUUCAGGACGUGGCAAGUCAAUAAUAUCAAACACCAUUCGGAUACCCACUAUGACAAUACCCGGACACCCGGCGGUUACCCGACAUAACGCCACGGCGAUCAACGUCAUCUGCGAAAUGGAGAAGGAUAAGGUUACGUUUGUCGAGUUCGAUGCGGAUCUACCCGCAGUGGUUUAUAACCGAACCGGUCAUGGCGCGUUCAAUUUCUCAUUGAAGAUGUAUGAGGAUGCAUCUUAUGACAGAAAAUACGGAUAUUCCGACUAUCCUCUUGAAGUCGAUCUUGAUGAUCGGCUAUUCUUCGAGGCAAAGGUCCUCCUACCGGAUGACAAUACGUUACCAGGGCAACGCAUUUUCUUGAGGUCUUGUGAAGCCACGCCCACUCCUAAUCCGGCUGACCGGUUGUAUUACCGCUUUAUAGAAAACGAUUGUGCUCUGGACCAUACAAUCCAAUUCGGACUACAAGGACGCCUGAAGACACGGUUCUCCAUUCAAUCUAUAGCCUUCAUGGGACACUUCAUGAGCGAGUCGAUCUUUGUACAUUGUGAAAUACAACUUCAGGACAACGCGAGCGAACGUUACUGUCCACUUUACAGUAUGCCGACCAAUAGAAAGCGUCGUUUUGCGGAUACAUACAGCCUAUCGCACGCUCUCUUUGGUACAGAUGGACCAAUCAGAGUAGUUGCUGAGAAGGGGCGUGGCAAGUCUUUCUCUGAUCCAGACAACAAGAAGCCUCUCUCCCAGAGCCCUCUUGGUUCUGUUUACUUGUCAGUGAGCGCCCUCAUCGUUUGCCUCAUCCUCGUAGCCAUUCUCGUUUCCAUGGUGACAGUGAUGCGGAGGCUCCAGAUUCAGAACCGGAGGUUGGGGAAGUUCGUGGGCCGCCCCGGGAUCCCGCUGGACUCCAUCACCGAUCGUUAGGAAUACUGAAGGAAAAUAAUGAACUCAGAGGUCGUUCAAUAUUGAUGUGGCUGUUUUUCAGUUUUUUUUAGUUUUUGAUUUUAUAUAAUUUCAUAUUCAUAAAAUAAGGGGGCCGUAUCAUAAAGCUGUUCGUAAGUUAAGAGCAACUUUAAGAACGACUGGUGAUUCCUUCUUACGCGCUUAACUAUCGCCAAUGAAUAUAUCAUUUACCACAAGAAAGGAUCACCAGUCGUUCUUAAAGUCGCUCUUAACUUACGAACAGCUUUAUGAAACACCCACCAGAGCUUGUGGCAGUGGAUGCUUUAUAUAGAUGGUGACACAACAUUUGUGACCUACCACCCCAAAACCACCAAUAAGUCGCCAGGUAAGGUUCUCUGUAAAUUGCCAAAUGAGUACUUUAGUCUCCAAAAUCCAAAAAUUAGAAAAAUAGCUUAUCUGAAAGAGCAAUUUUUCUUCGUCAUACUGUAAAAUUUUGAGGUCGUGAAAUUGAAUAACAAAGAAAAGAUACAAAAGUUUCUUGGACACUACUUUUUCAGGCUGCUUGGAAGUUUCACUGAGAUUACACAGUAUGCACAUCUCAUGCUUGAUUGAACGUCAAACUUCAAACCUUGUUUUCUCCUUAUUUUUUAAGCUCUUGCAGAAUUUCCUCUGCAUUCAAUCAAGUACUUGUAAUGAUUAUUGUUGGUCAAUUUUAACAUAUCAUAUAUCAUUUUAAAGCUUAGGAAAUGAAUUUUCAAGCCCAAUAAAAUUCGCAAUAUGCAUUUGGGUCGACUUAUUGUUGGUUUUGGGGUGACACAACAUUUGCUCCUGUGACCUGUGAGAGCAAAAGGUCAGAGUAAGGACUCUGGUGGAGUUUUUGGUUCAGAAUAAUGUAAAGAUAAAGAUUUGGGUUAUCUAGAUUUGGCAGUUACAUUUUUAUGUUUGCUUAAAUGUACAGAUUUUCCAUCGGAGCAAUUGUUGCUGGAGAAAAUGUCAAGGUUUUUAUGUGCCCCAUCCAUGCCUUAACCCUAAGAAGACUGAAUCAGCCCCCCCUCAACAUUUUUCGCGAUAAAUCCGCCGCUCGAAUUUUUUUGACCGCGUCGCUAGCUGACUUUUUAAUUUCAAGUCUCGCGCAACUUUUGAGACCAAAAUUGUGACCCACGGGUACGCGGUUCCGAAAUUACACAACAUUUCGUAAGUGCAUGCAGACCCAAAAUUACUAAAAAACGUGAAUUUGUGUACAAAUCUAAUGCAAAUAGUGUUUUUAGCCAAAAUUCAUAAAAUGUAUCAUUAUUUUUCCUUUUACUGCUUAAAAUCAAUUAAUUUUAUCGUGUUUAUGGUCAAAAUAAAGUCCCUAACAAUUUCCAUUGAAAAAAAUAAAAAACAAAAAGUCGAAAAACAAAGAAAUACAUAAGAAAUUUAGAAAACAAUAGAAUACAUAAGAAAAUGAAUGUGAUAUUCAAAUUUUUGAAAAAUAAAUUUGAUCAGAUGCCUAUAUUGAGUAUGUGAAACAAAAAUUAGCAUUUUAGGGGCAUUAUUUUAUUAAUUAGAGCAAACUUAAGAUUUUAUGCAUAAAUUAGCAUUUUAAUGAGCAAUGAGAUUUUUCGCAGAAUUUGAUAUUAUAGUUUUGUAGUUAAUGCCAUGGGUAACGCGCGUGCCAAUUUUCAUCGCGAUCGCGCGAUCAACAGCCGAGAUCAUAAGGGGGGGGGGGCUGAAUCAGCCCCCCAGUCUUCUUAGGCGUCGAAAUAGCCCAGUCUAUUUAGGGUUAAUAUAUAUGGAUAUAUGCCCUGGAGAAUGUUAAUGAAAAUGGUCUUGCCCUGAAAAUAAUCAAAAAUAGAAAUAGCCAACACUAAAGUAAUUCUGCUCAUAACUUGAAUAAUGAAACGAUGUUCUUUCUAUUCAUCUUGAUAGUAUUUAUUGGUAGCAAACAAAUGACAAACAAGUGUUACAUAAUAUUGAUUGACAAUGAAUUAAACAAAAACAUGAAUAAUCAUUACACCUCUUGUGUUAUACACAACAAAACAGUACUGUUUCAGGGUACCCCAGCCCAGCCGACAAGGCGAUUAAUAAAAUGAAAUGAAUGUAUAUUAAAGUGGAAAGAAGAAAAGAGGGGCUGACUAAAAAGAUUUAUUGAAAUUGGGCAAAUUCAUUCAAGAUAGUGAUUUCAUGUACACUGCAAAAACACCAGUGUUAAUUUAACACCAGCCUGGUAUCUAUAUAAGUCCACACCAGAGAAGCGUUGAAUCAACACAGGUUUGGCAUUAGGCUAACACCAAUUAGGCAUUUAAGCAACACCGAUUAGUGUUUAACCAAUAUCUGUUUGAUUCUUAACUGGUGUUGUUUCAACGCUUCUCUGGUGUAGACCACUAUAGAUACCAGGCUGGUGUUAAAUUAACAUCGUCGUUUUAGCAGUGUUUUAAAAAUUUCUUCAGAAAUUAAAACCUUGAAUAAUCUACACUGAAUCUGGGUUUCCAUAACAUUCAAAUCACACAUAACUUUUUUUACAUCAUAAUUAGCCCCUCUCCCCCAUACCUCCAGAUUUUUAGAGGAAACGUUUUGAAGUAUUUUGGCAAUUCGAUGAUCAGUGGUAAAAAAGGUCGAACUGUUUUCAAUCCAAUUUCACUGCAUAGUUUGUAUACCAUAAGGAGGCAAUGAGUUUGAUUGGAGGAUUGGUGGAGGGGGGGGGGGGUGACAUGACUUUUAAUAAGCGAUUGUCUGUUGAUUAAAUAUCCUUUUUUUAUCUUAACAUAUUUUGCUAUCAUUUCAUGUUUUAAUAAAUUAAGUAUAAUUUGGUUGUAAUUUUCUAAUUGAAGUUGUGUAAUCUGGGCAC